UUUGCUUAAAUUUGGGGAUUUUUUUUCUCCUCUCUCGUUUCUUUCCAUUUCUGAUUCCGAAGGUUUCGCUCAAUCAUCAUAUUAUCUGAUUCUGCAAAUUCUGGCUGAAAGUGUGUGGUUGCUGAUUAUCAUUCUCAUUCUCUCAGAACCAUUCUUACUUUCUGCGGAUCAUCAGAAAUGGCGAGCGAAAGAAUAGCUCCUGGUAUACUCACAGAUAUUGAAAAGUUUUGGACCCUCUCCUCCGGAAUAUCCAAACUCACAGUGAUUCAAAGUCUCCUGCCAAUAGUUUGGAAGAUGCAUCCAACUACGAUUCUGAUUCUAGUAUAAAUUCUCCUACAUAUAGUGUAUCAGAGGACUCAGAAGCAUCUUUCUCUUCUACUGAAGAUAAUGUUGUACCUGAAAGUAGUUCCUUGUCUGAUCAAGAAGGAACUGCAGAUGGCCUCCUAACAAUGCAGACAAUUUUGGAUGCUGAUAUGGAAUCAAAUACCUCGCCAGAUAAUUCUGAGCGCAAUGCUGCUUCUAGUACGAACUAUCUUGCGUAUGGUCUGGAUGUCGCUGAGGAGGGAUCCUUCUCUUCUGUUGAACGGCCUAGUGGCCUGGAUAUGUUGAGAAUGACCUAUACGGAUUCAGAGUCGGACUCAGAAAAUGGUUCAUAUCCCGACCAUGAAGGAGCUGCAAAUGGCCUAGAGACAUUACAAAUGAACUACGGUGGCCCGUGGACUGAUACAGAUUUGCAUGACGUUCUUUAUUUGGAAUUCCUUGACAUUCUGGAUACAGGGUAAAAUGUUGCGGAGCUAAGUGCAAAAGUAGUGAGAACAUUGGAGAUGGUUGGUGUUGUUUUAUACUCCCUCCGUUCCAUUUUACUUGAUGUUGUAGAGUUUUUCACGCAGAUUAAGAAUUAUCAGGGAGAGAUAAAUUUUUCCAAUUCUACACAUAUUAAUACCUUUAAAAAAAAUUAAAUGACCUACUUUUUA
Messenger RNA from Papaver somniferum (opium poppy), 974 nucleotides. RefSeq lists its product as uncharacterized. The transcript has 9 exons. The coding region runs from base 450 to 782 and encodes 110 amino acids. NCBI's taxonomy places the organism in Eukaryota, Viridiplantae, Streptophyta, Magnoliopsida, Ranunculales, Papaveraceae. The record is from RefSeq and is a predicted model, not a curated record.